Molecule: messenger RNA, 948 nt
Organism: Psilocybe cubensis
Lineage: Eukaryota; Fungi; Basidiomycota; Agaricomycetes; Agaricales; Agrocybaceae
Exons: 4
Coding region: 1-948 (315 amino acids)
Biological process (GO): nucleoside metabolic process
Cellular component (GO): cytosol
Molecular function (GO): S-methyl-5-thioadenosine phosphorylase activity
Source: RefSeq, a predicted model, not a curated record
AUGGUUGAAGAGAAAGUUCUCAUUGGCGUUAUCGGUGGAAGUGGUCUCUACCAUCUCGAUAAUUUGACGUUUGUAAAGUCUGUGAACCCAGAGACGCCAUGGGGAUUCCCUAGUUCUCCAAUUACCAUAGCCAGUCUACCCUCCGGCACAAAGGUCGCUUUCCUGGCACGACACGGUGUAGGUCAUUCAAUCAACCCAUCUGCGGUUCCAGGACGCGCAAAUAUCGCUGCACUCAAGCAUCUCGGUGUACGUGUCAUCCUGGCAUUCUCGGCUGUGGGCUCGUUGCGUGAGGAAAUAUCCCCUGGGUCUUUCGCGAUCCCCACACAGAUCAUCGAUCGCACCAAGGGUGUGCGGCCCGCAUCUUUCUUCCAAGACACGAGCAUCGUAGCCCACGCCAUGUUCGGCGAUCCAUUCAGCAACAAGUUUGUGAGCUGGCUCGAGCCACGCGUGCGCAAGGCGUUGGAGGCGGAAGGCCGUGGUGUGCAGCUCUUCACCGACAAAUGCAUCGUGUGCAUGGAGGGCCCACAGUUCUCCACCAGGGCGGAGAGCAAGAUGUAUCGCCAAUGGGGUGGAGAUCUCAUCAACAUGAGUGUGUUGCCCGAGGCCAAGUUGGCGAGGGAGGCGGAGCUGAGCUACGCCCUCAUCGCCACUGCGACGGAUUACGACUCGUGGAGACCCCAAUCCGAGGCUGUUACUGCUCAUGAGGUUUUCAAGACCCUCAAAGCUAAUGCGGACACAUCCCGUCUGGUCGCUGCUACCAUCCUAGACGAGUUGCAGGCGGCUAUCGAAGGAAACGAUGCAGAUGUGUUCUUAGAAGAAGUCGGCUCCAUGAAGUUCAGCAUCAUGCCCAGGUCGCACAAGCAAAACCCCGCCGACCGCAAGAAGUUGGCGUAUGUUCUCCCAGAGUAUUUCUCAGGAGACGAAACUGUCGAUAUCAGCUCAGCUUGA